AUGUCAGCGGAACAAGCUUUUAAUGAAAACUGUGGCGAUGAAAACAUCAUCCUAAUAUCGGCAAUAUCGUUCUUAUUAUUUAUACCUCUUGCAUUGCUCUACGCGUUGUCGCUUCUCGCGUUUUUCAACAGAAACAAGAUGUUUCAUCCGAAUUUUGCAACUGUACUGCUUUCUCUUCUUCUAGUCUAUACCUUUGGAUCAACGACUCAGGUUAUCCGUAAUAUUUCCUUCUUUGCACUUCCCUCGAAGUUCUCAAUUGAGACAAGAAGUUCCAGUGUGCGAAAUAUUGAAAAAAUGUUCGUCAUUCUUGAUUUUAUGGUCCAACCAUUUGUAUUGAUUGGAUUAAUCGAACGCCUUUGCGCAACCAUCUUCGUUUCAAAAUAUGAGAAUUGGCGACCGUGGGUCGUGCUGGCCUGCGCUUACACAGCAGCUUGUUAUGUUGUUUCGGUAGAAUUCGAACAUCGGAAAGACCUGGAGAACAGCAACAUAACCAAAAAGAUUCAAGCUAUUUUCGCAUUGGUGACUUCAUUGGGUCUUAUUGUCUUGUUAACCGCUAAUCGCAUAAUGAUAAAAGCCUCUGCCGGAAAAUCGAAACUCUCAAGACGAUACCAAUUGGUUGAAAAUGUGAAGGCUCUAAGGUUAUAUGUCCCAAUUAUCGUCAUUGAUUCAACAGUUCAAUGGAUUUUGCUGGCCACUGACACUUUCUUCCAUGUUUCCUAUGUUCUCGACUUGAAUCUCUGUUACGACGUUCAUCAAUAUCUAAAGAAGUUUUUACUUCUCCGAGUGGUUCGCAAUGUACUCGGCCAGACAGUUUCCGGACAGGAUACGGGCCUCGACGGACAAGCGGCGCAUUUCAGACAACUGGAAAUUCAUUGGAAAUGA
Messenger RNA from Caenorhabditis bovis, 882 nucleotides. The record is from the annotation of a GenBank genome assembly. Lineage: Eukaryota; Metazoa; Nematoda; Chromadorea; Rhabditida; Rhabditidae.